This is a messenger RNA of Cyprinodon variegatus (sheepshead minnow), 665 nucleotides long. RefSeq names its product mitochondrial ribosomal protein S33 (gene mrps33). The coding region runs from base 139 to 459 and encodes 106 amino acids. Gene Ontology annotation, cellular component: mitochondrion. The transcript is spliced from 3 exons. NCBI's taxonomy places the organism in Eukaryota, Metazoa, Chordata, Actinopteri, Cyprinodontiformes, Cyprinodontidae. The record is from RefSeq and is a predicted model, not a curated record.
UCUACUGAUCAGUAGAGGAAGUAUGCAGCGGAGCUUGUUUUGAAGGUUGAAAACUGGACAGGUUAGCUAACAGAGUUAUGAUCCUCAGACCUCAAAGUUCUGUCAGCUUCAUCUGAACUUCCAUCCACAUCUUCAGUAAUGUCUGGUUUGACCAGCUAUGCGGUGCGCAUGGCGAGGCUGAGCUCCAGGAUCUUUGGAGAAGUCGUACGUCCGACUGACACCAAAUCAAUGAAGGUGGUCCAGCUGUUCCAGGAGCCCCCACUGGCCAGAAGGAAGGAGGUGUACGAAUGGUAUCCUCAUCACAAGGUUUACUACGCCAUGACCCAGAAGCUCAGGUUCAUGGGAUUGUUCAGAGAUGAGCAUGAGGACUUCAAAGAGGAGAUGCGGCGCCUGAGGAAGCUUAGAGGAAAAGGGACACCGAAGAAAGGAGAAGGAAAGAGGGCGGGAAAGAAAAAAUAAACUGUCCUGGAGCGUCUGGCAGGAAACGAGCCUUUUUUCUCUCUAAGUUCUCCUCCUUCCUCCCACAGUCCAAACUCCACCGCUAGCUUGAUUGGCUUCUCUAGUUUAUCCCUGGGGGGGGGUGUCUCUGUGUCACCUGUCCAGGGUGUAACCCCGCCCCUCGCCCACAGACUGCUGGGACCCGCCCCACCCUGAUGGGGGGGAUG